AUGUCUCUCUUUUACGCUAAACCGAUUAUUUCUCUGAACUCCACACCGACGACCACGACCCACAUCGCCAUCAUCACUGAUACAACUUCAGCGACAACCUCCACCACCAUUAUCUGGACGAAUAUCAGUGAAGCUGUCCACAAGGACGCCAUGGAUGUGGUGGUCACAAAGAUUAUCUCCUUGUUAAUCCUCACUCUUCUGUCCGUGCUGUGUGGUCUCUUGCCACUCCGUCUGCUGAUGCACACGCCACAUCUCUUCACACGGAGCAGGAAUUCCGUCGACUGCUUUCUGUGUGGUCUCCGGCUUUUUUCUGGCGGUAUAUACAUGGCCACGUGCUUCCUGCACCUGAUGCCGGACACGAGAGAGAAGAUGUCUGCCGUCAUGCUCAACAUGGGCUCCAAGACCACGUACGCCGUGCCCGAGCUGCUCAUCAUGACUGGUUUCUAUGCCGUGGUCUUUGUGGAACAAAUUAUUCAGGUUCUUUAUGUCAAAGCGCAGGAAUCAGAUGCCAACAGGAGGUUAAAGAAAGCUAGAAAAGCUAAAGCUAAAGCUGACGCAGCAGCUAAACAGACUGUACAGGUAUUUAGGUCAACUCUGGACGAGGAUGUGUCUCCAAAUGGCAAUAAUGGUGGAGGCAAGACUUUCAGCGGUGAUGAGGACGACGACGAAUACGACGAUAACGUUCUUAUUGAUGAUGAAGACGAUAUGAGUUUCCAUGAAACAGAAUCGGAUAGGAAAAGUGUUGACUCGGCAACUGAAGUCAAAGAAAGCCUGCUGGAAAAUGGGCCAACAUCUAACAUCGCUAUCAUGAACAGAAGCAACCAUCAUAUUCAGGGUAUCCCCAACCAUGUUCACACAAUCAGCAUAAAACCCAUUCGACCAAUUCAGCCAAAUGGGAUUGGUCACUCGCAACCAUUCUCUUACACAGAAGUUAGCACCCAUUUACUGAGAACAUUUUCAAGAGUUUCACUUGAUGGUGUAUCUACGUGCCUACCCAGUGAAGUAAAGGCACUUCAAAACGCGACCAAUCCCAUGUUGCAUUCACAUGCUCCACAUCUUCCUUUACAUUCGAUGAAAGACAACCACCAGCACCAACAUAGUCAACCAAAUCAUCACCCUCAUCAUCAAGCUAACCAGCUUCUUCAACAAGAGAACAAACAACAUCAAGAACCGGUGUCAAAGUCUCGAUCUUCAUCAUCGCCACCUCCCAUUUUACCUAGGAAACCGUUCACCCUGGAACAGCAGCAAAUACUUCACAAGCCAGUUCCCCCAGUUCCUCCACACGAACCAGCGUUCCACCGAAAGGGAAACCAGUAUCCUGUUAUCACGCACAGUCCAGAGAUUGAGCAGGACAACAAUGCUGCAGAACACGGCAGAGAGGACCACACUUGGUCAGUUUCCGUUGGUGUCGACAUGGGAAACAACAAUGCCAGAGAUUCUAUCACUAAACCCCCCGCGGAUUCAUCCCAUGAACGAGACGUCGACUCUGGGGUGUUCUCCACCCGACGAGAAUGUGAACAUUCAGAAUCUGACACCCGUAAAUUCACGAUGUCCAGAGAUGUCAGUUUCGACAAAAUCUCAGAAUCCAGUUCCGUCCUUCAAGACUUAGAAGUUAAAAGAGUAGUAGAUGAACUAUCUCGCACGGACGCAAACCACGCCUACUUCCGUUCAAUCAUUUACAUAAUGGCACUAUCAUUCCAUGGAAUUUUUGAAGGUAUGGCGCUUGGUCUUCAAAGCGUCAAAAGCAGUGUCUGGGCUCUGUGUUUCGCUAUUGUCGUUCAUCGCUGUGUGUUAGCAUUUAAAUUAGGAAUGGAUCUAUGCAGAGGCGAAGAAAAGCAAGGAAUCAUCACAGGAAUUCUCAUAUCGUCUGGUGCAUCGUUGUAUUCAGACGUGACUGUACCCGAAGCCAUUCUACAAAGUCUGGCAACUGGGACCAUAUUUUACAUCGUCUUCUUCGACAUUUUCUUUAAAGAUAUGGAAGGUAAAGAUGACUUAAGAAGAGUAUCGUGUUCAUUUGUAGGUUUCUCUUUAAUGGCGAUAGUUUUCGCAAUAACAAGAAGCUGA
Candidula unifasciata is the source of this 2064-nucleotide messenger RNA. The record is from the annotation of a GenBank genome assembly. NCBI's taxonomy places the organism in Eukaryota, Metazoa, Mollusca, Gastropoda, Stylommatophora, Geomitridae.